AUCGAUUUUUCUUUUACGAAUUUCUUAUCUGCGAGCAUAACUAAACCAGCAGUCAAGAGCUUCAAAUUUCAGUGUAAUAUUGUGCUCAUAAAAUGUCAAAUUAGUGCCAAAUCUACAUAUCAGUGCCGAAAAGUGUAGCAUACUCUACGGCUGUAAAACCCAUUAACCUGCCACCCCAACUCCCAAGCCAAGAGCAGUUGUUGCUUUACAUAGGUGACAAAUAGUCAAGCCAACGUGCACGUACACACACAUAGCCUACAUCUAUAUCCCUUGCCUUACACACGCUCUCCGCUCUACAAGUGAUUUUCGAACACAUACACACGUGCACACACAUUUUCAAGCGCUUCAACUCACUUUCCCCUUAGCAUCAGCAACAUAGGGCUCGCAGAGACUGCCGUACUGGAUAUUAUGGCUGCUAAUCUACAACAGCAGCGCAGCAUUAACGAACAGCUGCGACGCGAAGCGGAUGUACCGCGUAUACAGGUGUCACAGGCCUGUCAGCUGAUGAUUAAGUAUGUGCUGGAGCACGGGAGCGAUGAUUGUCUGCUGAAUGGGUUUGUUAGCCAAAAGGUGAAUCCAUUUCGAGAGAAGAACUCGUGUAGUAUUUUGUAAGUGGAGACAUUUUUGAAUGCAAGCCAAAAUUUGGAAUAUUUCUGCGCAUAUGUUUUAGAAGGCAGAGUCUUAAAAAAAAUAAAAAAAAAAAAUAAAACUAUAUACAUACAUAUAUACGUGCAUUGUUCCUGAAGUAGUAUUCAGUAUUUAGCUGGGAUAGAAGAUAUUUAGCCUCUCACACUGAAUUAUAUGUAUAUUAAUCAAAAUGUCUAUUUUGUAUUUUAAAAAUGAGCUGCAGUCCUAAAAAAUGUAUACGAAAUAAAUCUCAAUUAACUUGGAACUGUCCAAAAUGUAUAAAA
Molecule: messenger RNA, 911 nt
Organism: Anastrepha obliqua
Lineage: Eukaryota; Metazoa; Arthropoda; Insecta; Diptera; Tephritidae
Product: guanine nucleotide-binding protein subunit gamma-1
Exons: 2
Coding region: 409-612 (67 amino acids)
Biological process (GO): G protein-coupled receptor signaling pathway
Cellular component (GO): heterotrimeric G-protein complex
Molecular function (GO): G-protein beta-subunit binding
Source: RefSeq, a predicted model, not a curated record